This is a messenger RNA of Pogoniulus pusillus (Red-fronted tinkerbird), 3249 nucleotides long. RefSeq names its product dihydropyrimidinase like 5 (gene DPYSL5). Gene Ontology annotation, cellular component: cytoplasm. The transcript is spliced from 13 exons. Gene Ontology annotation, molecular function: hydrolase activity, acting on carbon-nitrogen (but not peptide) bonds. The coding region runs from base 226 to 1920 and encodes 564 amino acids. Lineage: Eukaryota; Metazoa; Chordata; Aves; Piciformes; Lybiidae. The record is from RefSeq and is a predicted model, not a curated record.
CCGCCACCCCUGCACAGGGCGUCGGGCAGGGUGUGGCGAGUCAGAAACAUUGCGUGUGGCUCCCGCCCAUGUACGGAGAGCCCACCUGUCGCGACAGGGCGAUGGUAUCGCGACAGCGCGAGGGGUUCGCCUCGGCGGAGUGUGCCGACGAAGCAACCCCGCCCGAAUGAGCCCGGCUCUCUUUCGUCUGUGCCGUGUCGCGAUCGGGUGCGGAGUAGCAGCGCCAUGCUCGCCAACGCGGCCACCAUGCGGAUCCUCAUCAAGGGGGGGAAGGUGGUGAAUGAUGACUGCACGCUGGAGGCUGAUGUCUACAUCGAGAAUGGCAUCAUCCAGCAAGUGGGCCGUGAGCUGAUGAUCCCUGGUGGGGCCAAGGUCAUUGAUGCUACUGGCAAGCUCGUCAUCCCGGGUGGCAUCGACACCAGCACCCACUUCCACCAGACCUUCAUGAAUGCCACCUGCGUGGAUGACUUCUACCAUGGCACCAAGGCAGCCCUGGUCGGGGGCACAACGAUGAUCAUCGGCCACGUCCUGCCCGACAAGGAGACCUCACUGUUGGAUGCCUACGAGAAAUGCCGCAGCCUGGCCGACCCCAAGGUCUGCUGUGACUAUGCCCUGCACAUGGGCAUCACUUGGUGGGCACCCAAGGUGAAGGCAGAAAUGGAAACGCUGGUGAGGGAGAAGGGGGUGAACUCCUUCCAGAUGUUCAUGACCUACAAGGACCUGUACAUGCUGCGGGACAGCGAGCUCUACCAGGUCUUUCGGGCUUGCCGCGACAUCGGGGCCAUCGCCCGCGUCCAUGCUGAGAAUGGCGAGCUGGUGGCCGAGGGAGCAAAGGAGGCACUGGACCUGGGCAUCACGGGACCGGAGGGCAUUGAGAUCAGCCGGCCUGAAGAGCUGGAAGCUGAAGCCACACACCGUGUCAUCACCAUUGCCAACAGGACCCACUGCCCCGUCUACUUGGUGAACGUUUCCAGCAUGUCUGCGGGGGAUGUCAUUGCUGCUGCCAAGAUGCAAGGGAAGGUGGUGUAUGCAGAGACAACCACGGCGCACGCCACGCUCACCGGCCUGCACUACUACCACCAGGACUGGUUCCACGCUGCUGCCUACGUCACUGUGCCACCCUUGCGCCUGGACACCAACACCUCGGCCUACCUCAUGAGCCUGCUCGCCAAUGACACGCUGAACAUUGUGGCCUCUGACCAUCGACCCUUCAGCACGAAGCAGAAGGCCAUGGGAAAGGAGGACUUCACCAAGAUCCCCCACGGCGUCAGUGGGGUGCAGGACCGCAUGAACAUCAUCUGGGAGCGAGGCGUGGUCGGGGGCAAGAUGGAUGAGAACCGUUUUGUGGCCGUGACCAGCUCCAACGCUGCCAAGAUCCACAACCUGUACCCCCGCAAGGGCCGGAUCAUCCCUGGGGCUGAUGCCGAUGUUGUGGUCUGGGACCCUGAAGCUACCAAGACUAUCUCGGCCAGCACCCAGGUGCAGGGUGGCGACAUCAACCUGUACGAGAACAUGCGGUGCCAUGGAGUGCCGCUGGUCACCAUCAGCCGCGGGCGCGUGGUCUAUGAGAACGGCGUCUUCAUGUGCGCCGAGGGCACCGGCAAGUUCUGCCCGCUCCGCUCCUUCCCAGACUCUGUCUACAAGAAGCUGGUGCAGAGGGAGAAGAGUUUAAAGCUGCGGGGUGUGGAUCGCACCCCGUACCUGGGGGACGUGGCCGUGGUUGUGCAUGCCGGGAAAAAAGAGACGGGGACACCCUUGGCCGAUACGCCCACCCGGCCUGCCACACGACACGGGGGCAUGAGGGACCUCCACGAGUCCAGCUUCAGCCUCUCCGGUUCUCAGAUCGAUGACCACGUUCCAAAGCGAGCUUCGGCCCGGAUUCUCGCUCCCCCCGGAGGCCGGUCGAGCGGCAUUUGGUAAAGCCGGGGACCUGUCCCCCAACUGAGGACCAGGCGCCGGCCUCACGCCGUCCCCCAUCCCGGGACCCCGGCUCCGGCGGGGCUCCCCUCGCAUCGGGAGAGGGGGGCCCUGCCCGGCCCCCGUCCUGCCGUGAUAGCCGGUAGCCGUGUGCGGUGGGCCGGGGGCUGUGACCCGGCCGGCCGGAGGGGACAGGGGGCAGUGGGUGGCUCUGCCCCGGCCCUUUUCUGUUUGCACGUUGGGUUUGGAUCAGUGAAUUUUUGACUUGUUUGUGCAUCACGUGGAAAUACUCUGAAGUGGUUUGUGUCACUAGCAUUAGGGGAGAAGCAAGGACCCCCACCCCCCCGGGCUGACCCCCUCGAACCCUGCACCCACCCCCAGUCCCCGCCCCAGCCCUUCCUCUGCCUUGACAGCAUCACGACAUGAAUGCACCUGCACACGGGGCUGGCAUCUCCGUGCUGGCACACGUGUGCAGCUGAUCAUGAGUUGUGCCAGCAGACUCCUCACUGCUGCAUGUCACACCACACAUGGGGCUCAGUGAGACCUUCAUGGCACAGCCAUGCCCUUGGUGCAAGGUGCUGGCAGGCUCCUCACCGUGCCGUGCGUGUACACGCAUGUCACGCUGCGUGUGAUCUCGGCGGGAUGGCUGUUGCACUCACUUGCAUCCCACCAGGCAAGAUGCCACCAGGUUUGCUGUGCCACGGGUGUGCACACAUCUGUCACACCGUGUGUUUUCUCAGUGAGAUGAUGGCAGUGGACGUGCCUCGGGCACACGGCGCCGCGCAUGUCACAUCGUGUAUGGCACUCCCUCUGCGCGAGGUGCCAGCAGGCUCUUCACUGUGCUCCGUGUGUGUCGACACAUGUCUCACACCAUCCACAUGAGCGUGCACACAUGAACUCCUCAGCAGUGAGGGUCUGCUUCAUACCAUGCCAGUGUACCCCUUGCCUCUGCCUCUCGACGCUGGGGACCCCAAUGAUCCUGAGCACCCACAGCGGGCGCCAGUGGAGUGUGGGUCGGUUAGAUGCCAGCGGGAUGUGGGCCGGGGGCUGCAGGUCGUGGUGCUCAUAGCCCCAGCAGGAAGGGGUCCCUAUCACCUCUACUGUGCACUCAUCCCCACCAACCCAGCUGUCCCUGGGGUAGUGUCAGAUGUGAGUUGUCCCUUGUGCACUUUUCCCCUAGAUGGUCCCUGUAGGUGUGUGGUGGGGGGGAGCCAGGUGGACACAGCCUGGGGCUGGGGGGGGGGUCCCGCCCGCCCCCGGGUAGUUCCUAUUGACCGUUUUAGGAUCCUGCAGUACGUUUCUGUUUGCUCAAUAAAGACCGUUCUCACAGUG